AUGCGGACGCGGACGGUUCUCUGUAUCAGGAAGAUGGGGCCUGCCGAGGAGGAGACCCUGGAGGACAGCCACUGUCUGACGCACCGGCCAAUAGAACGAGAAGCCUGCAACAACCAGUCCUGCCCCCCUCAGUGGGUCACUCUGGAUUGGUCAGAGGUGAGAGAAGGACUGCCCCCUUUUCACUUGUUGACAUCCCAGCAGGAAAAACUGGUUGAAUUAACAUCAUAAUGUCAUUGUAACCAGUUAUGUCCGCUGGGAUCGCUUUGAGUGACAGCAGUGGUUUCAAUAGAGACCUAGAAUAAAUUGAAUAGUUUUAUUGAGCUUGUGUGUUCUACCUUCUGUCCCCCAGUGUACACCCAAAUGUGGCCCUGGGUUCAAGCACCGCAUCGUGCUGUGUAAGAGCAGCAACCUGACCAAGACCUUCCCCCCCGCCCACUGUCCAUCCCAUAACAAGCCCCCCAUCAGGACCCGCUGCAGUCUGGGACGCUGUCCGCCACCUAGAUGGAUCCUAGGGGAAUGGGGACAGGUACGAUUGGUCCCCCCUUCAGAAAUCAUUACUUCCUUUCACUUUUCCAUUCACUUCUUCAGAAUAGCUUGACAUUGGGGAUGUCAAAACAACAACAUGUUUGUAAAGGCAAUUAAAAUGAACUGUUCUAAGAAGAACAGACACCAAAUCCCCUGUUUUGGUGAACAGUCAACAGAAUUUACACUCUGAUCAUAAACUGGGGUCCCUAGUGCUGAUCACGUGUGCCUGUCCAACCAGUCUGCCUGCAAGUGUUUGCGUGCAUGCCUGUGUGUGUGUGUGUGUGAUUGUGUACCGCGGCCCCAGUCAGAUCUCAGCCAUCCCAUCAACUUGUGUCUGACCUCUGUGCCCACCGGGCCACUAGGCUAACCCUCCCUUCAGAUCAGGCUCUGUGGAGCAUCACAUCCCAGCCUGCAUGUCAUCCCCUCCAAAUUAGACAGUCUUUAUUAAGGUCCAGCCCUGACAGAUGGUCUACGUCAAUGGAGGGUCUUAAGUGGGAUUUGAACCAGUGACCUUUUGGCCCCCGGCAGCGAGACCGUGGAGGAAAGCACUGCCUUCACUACAAUCUGCCCUUUCUACGGCUCAGGAAGAGACAGGGGUGAGAGACAGGAGGAGAGGAGGAGGUGAAGGAAGUAAUUACAUAGGCAAAGAGAGGCUGGAGGGAGGGAGAGGGAGAUAUAAAUAUAUCUACAGUGGGGAGAACAAGUAUUUGAUACACUGCCGAUUUUGCAGGUUUUCCUACUUACAAAGCAUGUAGAGGUCUGUAAUUUUUAUCAUAUGUCCAUUACAUGAAAUCCAAAUAAAAAUCCAUUUAAAUUACAGGUUGUAAUGCAACAAAAUAGGAAAAACGCCAAGGGGGAGGAAUACUUUUGCAAGGCACUGUAGCACACGCAGAGAGGGAGCGCGAGAGAGAGAGAGAGCGCGAGAGAGAGCGCGCGAGAGAGAGAGAGAGAGAGAGAGAGAGAGAGAGAGAGAGAGAGAGAAGGAGAGAGAGAGAGAGAUAUAGAAAGAGAGAUAGAUAGAUUAGAGAUAGUAGCGAUCUCCUAUCUAUCUAGCUUACUCGCGCGAUUCGGCUUUCUUACGUUUGGUGGGUGGGGUUCAGUGUUGUCCUAAGUCCUUUCUCCAACAGACUUAAAGCUGUGGUGUUACUGGUGUAUAUUAGUCCUUAACCUUGGGCCGUGCUGACAUUGACCCUGUCCUUUGACGGGCCACCGAGAGGUUAUCAGCCAUGGGCUCUAUUCAGUAUGUAUCGUUGAAGCGUUACAGAUUACGCGCUAUAAAUGUUAAGCUAAUUUCCGAUUGAGCCGACAUAUGCAGCGUUUACUGUGAAUGCAGUCUCCGCCAACGUGGGAGCAUUGCCUUUAAAUGAGCCCCAGGCCUUCUGAUUGAAGUGGGAGCACCGGAUGUUGUUGUUUGUGUGUGAGCGUACAUAUGGUUGCCAUUAGAACCUUGAACCAGAGCCCAUGACCUCUAACCUCUGGAGUCUGACCUCUAACCCCCACUUUACUACCACAACAAAGUCCACCACUGAAAUCCCACAACAAGGCCACUAAAUAACAUCCAGGAAUAUCUAGAAGUGUCCGGAGUCUGACCUCUAACCCCCACUUUACUACCACAACAAAGUCCACCACUGAAAUCCCACAACAAGGCCACUAAAUAACAUCCAGGAAUAUCUAGAAGUGUCCGGAAAGUCUACUAGAGAACGUGACCAGAGAAACUCUUUCUGUAAUAAGACUACUAUGUUACAGACAACUAAGAGAACUACUACGGUACAGAGAAUAACAUUGACAGGAGAACUGUUGGGUUGCCCUGAUAACCUCUAGCUGAUGUAAUUGACUACAUAGUUCUAGCUGAUGCAACUAACUACAUGUUCUCUUGUGUCUCUAGCUGGUAGCUACCAUCUCUCUCUUCUAAUGUUGACCAGCUGACUGCAGUCUCACUGACGCCCAUUAAAGAAUUACUAUCAAUUACUAUGACCUUCUUCCCAGGUCAUACCAGGGUCAAUUGGCCUGAACAGAAGAGAGAGAGACUCACACACACACACACACACUAAGGCCUCUCUGUGAGGAAGGAGAACCCACCAGUUCUGCCCUCUCCCAUAGCAACAAUUCACCUGGUCAUUAUAAUUACAGAGAGCAGAGUUACCGUGCCAACAACUUAAUUCCACAGAAUGCUUUCUCAACAAAUGGCCUGAUAAUCGUCUGUGAAUGUAGAAUGUUAAUUAUAUUUCUAUGCAUGUUAAUUCGUUUUCUAUGCAUGUUAAUUCUUUUUCUAUGCAUGUUAAUUAUAUUUCUAUGCAUGUUAAUUAUAUUUCUAUGCAUGUUAAUUAUAUUUCUAUGCAUGUGUGUGUACUGUAUGUUUGUGUGUGGUCAGACUAAGUAACUUUAAACCAUUCAGGAAGGCCAUUCUACUUACAUUGGCUUCUCAGCUCCUCAAGCCUUCUCUCGUCCUCUCCUCUCUCUCCUCUCUCUCUCUCUCUCAUCGCUCUCUCUCAUCUCCUCGUCUCUCUCCUCUCUUCUCCUCCUCUCUCAUCUCUCUCUCUCUCUCCUCUCCGAUCUUCAUGCUCUCAUUCUCCUCACUCCUCUACGUCUGAACUCUCGGUCCUCCACAUGACAUAAACGUCUCUCACUCUCAACUCCUCUCUCUCCAGCUCAGUCACCAGUCGGCUUUGAUUGUCUACUCGAUUCCCUGCAGUGUCCUUGCAACUCCUGCUGCUCUCAUGCUCUCUCUCAGUCUCGCGUCUAGCGUCUCUGCUUCUGCUUUCUCGUGUCUUCUCAUCAGCUUCUCAAUCUCCUGCUCCGAGUUCAUGGAUUCUCAAGUUCCCAGUGAUUAUCGAUAACCUUCAGUGUCCUGUUUAGUAACUGCUGAGUUCCAUGGCUACUAUGGUUGCAGUGAUUCUGACCAGCCUCCAGUGGUUGGCGAAAGUGGCUGUUUGACGGGUCAUAACUCGUUGUCGUUCUUUUGAACAGUAGUGGGUUGGAGUUUUACAGUGUGGCUGUGUUGAGUGUUAUAACUUUGUCUGUUUCUUUUGAAUGCAGUAUGUGCUUAAUAAUGUCUAUGUGGUUCAGUGUUUGUUCCAGUGCAGUGUGAUUAAUAAUGUCUAUGUGGUUCAGUGUUUGGUGCAGUUUGAUUAAUAAUGUCUAUAUGGUUCAGUGUUUGGUGCAGUGUGAUUAAUAAUGUCUAUGUGGUUCAGUGUUUGGUGCUGUUUGAUUAAUAAUGUCUAUGUGGUUCAGUGUUUGGUUUAGUUUGAUUAAUAAUGUCUAUGUGGUUCAGUGUUUGGUGCAGUUUGAUUAAUAAUGUCUAUGAGUUAUGUCGCACAUGCAGCUAACAAAAACAUAUGGAAAUGUCUGCUCUACUCAAAAUUACAACGAAAUAAUUGCAGCCUUACCACAAAAGUGGAAGAGGAAAGUGGAAGGGGAGAAGAAAGUAAGGAACUUGUCUGUCGGCCUUGCAUUAAAGAACAUAAUUGGUUAAGGAAAACUGUGAUAAAUAAAAAAGUAUUUGAGUUUCACUUAAGGACCAAAGGAUUGACAGCCGUCCCAUAUAAAUUGCAAAAUAGUUGGGAAGAGAUUUUUGACGUGCCGAUCCCAUGGCAUAGUGUUUAUGAACUGACACGCAAAACAACACCGGAUUCAAAAAUUAGAAUCUUUCAAUUUAAAUUAUUAUAUAAAAUUCUUGCUACCAAUAGAAUGUUAUUUAUAUGGGGGAUACAAUCUUCCCAGCUCUGCAGAUUUUGCUGUGAAGAGACAGAAUCAUUAGAUCAUUUGUUUUGGUUCUGUCCAUUUGUAGCUUGUUUUUGGACACAGGUCCAGGAAUGGCUAAAGGAUUGCAAUAUUUACCUGGAGCUAACCUUGCAGAUAGCAUUACUGGGUGAUCUGAAAAGUCAUAGUCAAUCGAUCAAUAAUAUAAUAAUACUUUUAGCAAAAAUGUUUAUUUUUAAUUCACAAUCUGUAGAAGCAAUGAGAAUAGAAAGGUUCAGAACUUUUGUAAAACAUCACAGUACGGUUGAAAUAUAUAUGGCAAAUAGAAAUCCUAUAUGGAUGGUGUUAAAAUAUAGAUGGGAGGUAUUGAAUGGAGUUGAAGGAUGGGACUAAUAACAAAUAACAAUAAAUAAUAACAAGAUAACUAAUAAUGUAAGCAUACUGUGUCCAUAAUAAGUAUAUAGGUUGUAUGUUGGGAGCUUUUGGGAAAGAGCACAGUUAGAAAGAUAUGGCAUAUAGAAGCAAACCGGAUGGACAUCAUGAAAAUGAUCGGAGAGGUUGAGAGUAGAAUAAGUUCAGGAGCAAAAACUAAUAAAAUAGAAUUAUUGUAAAAUUGAUCGUGUCCAUAAGGUGUAGAUAGUAAGUAUAGGCUGGAAGUAGAGGCCUGGGCAUUGUUGUUCACUAAUUUACCCCAAGUAGGGAAAGGGAUGGCGGGGUUGAAAAGUAAUAAAGGGGAGUAUAUAUAAAAAACAUGGGGGAUUGGAAGUGAUGCAGACAAUUACAUUGAUGGAAGUUAAAAUCUAUCUGCAAUAUUAAGCUGAUCUACCCCCCCAAAAUAAAAUAAUAAUAAUAAUAAUAAUAAUAAUAAUAAUAAUGUCUAUGUGGUUAAGUGUUUGGUGCAGGGCGGUUAAUAAUGUCUAUGUGGUUCGGUGUUUGGUGCAGUUUGAUUAAUAAUGUCUAUGUGGUUCAGUGUUUGGUGCAGUGUGAUUAAUAAUGUCUAUGUGGUUCGGUGUUUGGUGCAGUUUGAUUAAUAAUGUCUAUGUGGUUCAGUGUUUGGUGCAGUGUGAUUAAUAAUGUAUAUGUGGUUCAGUGUUAGGUGCAGUGUGAUUAAUAAUGUAUAUGUGGUUCAGUUUUUGGUGCAGUUUGAUUAAUAAUGUCUAUGUGGUUCAGUUUUUGGUGCAGUGUGAUUAAUAAUGUCUAUGUGGUUCAGUUUUUGGUGCAGUGUGAUUAAUAAUGUCUAUGUGGUUCAGUUUUUGGUGCAGUGUGAUUAAUAAUGUCUAUGUGGUUCAGUUUUUGGUGCAGUGUGAUUAAUAAUGUCUAUGUGGUUCAGUUUUUGGUGCAGGGUGGUUAAUAGUGUUUGUGUGUGUGUGUGUGUGUGUGUUUCACCAUAGUGUUCGGCACAGUGUGGGCUGGGCCAGCAGAUGCGGACGGUGCAGUGUCUCUCCUACACAGGUCAGCCCUCCAGUGACUGUCCCGAGGCCCUCAGACCCCCCAACAUGCAGCAGUGUGAGAGCAAGUGUGGCGCCACGCCCAUCGCCAACGGAGACGGUGAGUACAGAAACGUGUGCAAGCAUACACGCACACGCACACACACACACAGAACCCUCACACAAUGAUCCAGCCAUCCCAAUACCAGAAUUCCAUCCCAGCUCCAUUCAGCUGGUGGGAUGACACAACUCUUACAGAACACACCACAUUGUUCUUCCCAGUGAGGUUGAGCUGGCUGCUGGUCAGAGCAGCCUGGACCCUCCAUCCUCUCCCUGCUAUGAUGGAUGUGUGUUAGGAUGCAUAGAGACAGGCCCAGCCCACACGUCGAUGGAGCUGAAUGGAAACGUUAGGCAAAGCAGGGUGUGUGGAGACGCUAAUGGCUAAUGGGAUUAGCUUCAGGCUAAUUGUCCCGUACAGAAAGAGAGACAGGCAGACAGACAGCAGUGGGGGUAUUUCUUACAAAAUAAGUCUUACCUCAAUGAGACCAACCUGAAUUGAUAAAUAAAAUGUAUGACAGAAGAGAAAGAAGAUGAUCUUGCACAAACCGAUAACAGUAAGAGCUUAGAAAACACAAAUAAUAGUCCUCAGAAGACAGGGCCAAAGUGAUUGAUAGAAAAGUGCGCACCGCUCAUUUGAAGUGAGAUAAUUCCAGACAUUCCUUUGGUAUAGUGUGUUCUCCUUACGUAAACGUAUACAGUGGCUUGCGAAAGUAUUCACCCCACUUGGCAUUUUUCCUAUUUUGUUGUCUUACAACCUGGAAUUAAAAUGGAUUUUUGUGGGGUUUGUAUCAUUUGAUUUACACAACAUGCCUACCACUUUGAAGAUGUAAAAUAAUUUUUUUUGGUGAAACAAACAAGAAAUAAGAGAAAGAAAAACAGAAAACUUGAGCGUGCAUAACUAUUCACUAAGUCAAUACUUUGUAGAGACACCUUUUGCAGCAAUUACAGCUGCAAGUCUUUUGGGGUAUGCUUGGCACAUCUAGCCACUGUGAUUUUUGCCCAUUCUUCAAGGCAAAACUGCUCCAGCUCCUUCAAGUUGGAUGGGUUCCGCUGGUGUACAGCAAUCUUUAAGUCAUACCACAGAUUCUCAAUUGGAUUGAGGUUUGGGCUUUGACUAGGCCAUUCCAAGACAUUUAAAUGUUUCCCCUUAAACCACUCAAGUGUUGCUUUAGCAGUAUGCUUAGGGUCAUUGUCCUGCUUAGGAUCAUUGUCCAGUCUCAAAUCUCUGGAAGACUGAAACAGGUUUCCCUCAAGAAUGUCCCUGUAUUUAGCGGCAUCCAUCAUUCCUUCAAUUCUGACCAGUUUCCCAGUCCCUGCCGAUGAAAGACAUCCCCACAGCAUGAUGCUGCCACCACCAUGCUUCACUGUGGGGAUGGUGUUCUCGGGGUGAUGAGAGGUGUUGGGUUUGCACCAGACAUAGCGUUUUCCUUGAUGGCCAAAAAGCUCAAUUUUUGUCUCAUCUGACCAGAGUGCCUUCUUCCAUAUGUUUGGGGAGUCUCCCACAUGCCUUUUGGCGAACACCAAACGUGUUUGCUUAUUUUUUUUCUUUAAGCAAUGGCUUUUUUCUGUCCACUCUUCCGUAAAGCCCAGCUCUGUGGAGUGUACGGCUUAAAGUGGUCUUAUGGACAGAUACAAUCUCCGCUGUGGAGCUUUGCAGCUCCUUCAGGGUUAUCUUUGGUGUCUUUGUUGCCUCUCUGAUUAAUGCCCUCCUUGCCUGGUCCUUGAGCUUUGGUGGGCGGCCCUCUCUUGGCAGGUUUGUUGUGGUGCCAUAUUCUUUCCAUUUUUUAAUAAUGGAUUUAAUGGUGCUCUGUGUGAUGUUCAAAGAUCUGUACUUCUCCACAACUUUGUCCCUGACCUGUUUGGAGAGCUCGUUGGUCUUCAUGGUGCCGCUUGCUUGGUGGUGCCCCUUGCUUAGUGGUGUUGCAGAAUCUGGGGCCUUUCAGAACAGGUGUAUAUAUAUACUGAGAUUAUGUGACAGAUCAUGUGACACUUAGAUUGCACUCAGGUGGACUUUAUUUAACUAAUUAUGUGACUUCUGAAGGUAAUUGGUUGCACCAGAUCAUAUUUAGGGGCUUCAUAGCAAAGGGGGUGAAAACAUAUGCACACACCACUUUUCUGUUAUUCAUUUUUUUGAAUUUCUUGAAAGAAGUAAUUUUUUUCAUUCCACUUCACCAAUUUGGACUAUUUUGUGUAUGUCCAUUACAUGAAAUCCAAAUAAAAAUCCAUUUAAAUUACAGGUUGUAAUGCAACAAAAUAGGAAAAACGCCAAGGGGGAGGAAUACUUUUGCAAGGCACUGUAGCACACACAGAGAGGGAACGCGAGAGAGAGAGAGAGAGAGAGAGAGAGAGAGCGCGAGACAGACAGACAGACAGACAGACAGAGAGAGAGAGAGAGAGAGAGAGAGAGAGAGAGAGAGAGAGAGAGAGAGAGAGAGAGAGCGAGAGCAAGAGAGAGAGUUGCCAGGACAACAAAUACAAAAUCUAUCUAGACCCUGUUGCCCUAGAGCACACCAACAAUUAUACAUACCUCGGCCUAAACAUUAACACCACAGGUACAGUGGGGGAAAAAAGUAUUUGGUCAGCCACCAAUUGUGCAAGUUCUCCCACUUAAAAAGAUGAGAGAGGCCUGUAAUUUUCAUCAUAGGUACAUGUCAACUAUGACAGACAAAUUGAGAAAAAAAUUUCCAGAAAAUCACAUUGUAGGAUUUUUAAUGAAUUUAUUUGCAAAUUAUGGUGGAAAAUAAGUAUUUGGUCACCUACAAACAAGCAAGAUUUCUGGCUCUCACAGACCUGUAACUUCUUCUUUAAGAGGCUCCUCUGUCCUCCACUCGUUACCUGUAUUAAUGGCACCUGUUUGAACUUGUUAUCAGUAUAAAAGACAUCUGUCCACAACCUCAAACAGUCACACUCCAAACUCCACUAUGGCCAAGACCAAAGAGCUGUCAAAGGACACCAGAAACAAAAUUGUAGACCUGCACCAGGCUGGGAAGACUGAAUCUGCAAUAGGUAAGCAGCUUGGUUUGAAGAAAUCAACUGUGGGAGCAAUUAUUAGGAAAUGGAAGACAUACUGAUAAUCUCCCUCGAUCUGGGGCUCCACGCAAGAUCUCACCCCGUGGGGUCAAAAUGAUCACAAGAACCACACGGGGGGGACCUAGUGAAUGACCUGCAGAGAGCUGGGACCAAAGUAACAAAGCCUACCAUCAGUAACACACUACGCCGCCAGGGACUCAAAUCCUGCAGUGCCAGACGUGUCCCCCUGCUUAAGCCAGUACAUGUCCAGGCCCGUCUGAAGUUUGCUAGAGUGCAUUUGGAUGAUCCAGAAGAGGAUUGGGAGAAUGUCAUAUGGUCAGAUGAAACCAAAAUAUAACUUUUUGGUAAAAACUCAACUCGUCGUGUUUGGAGGACAAAGAAUGCUGAGUUGCAUCCAAAGAACACCAUACCUACUGUGAAGCAUGGGGGGUGGAAACAUCAUGCUUUGGGGCUGUUUUUCUGCAAAGGGACCAGGACGACUGAUCCGUUUAAAGGAAAGAAUGAAUGGGACCAUGUAUCGUGAGAUUUUGAGUGAAAACCUCCUUCCAUCAGCAAGGGCAUUGAAGAUGAAACGUGGCUGGGUCUUUCAGCAUGACAAUGAUCCCAAACAGUGGCCUAGCCAGUCUCCAGAUCUCAACCCCAUACAAAAUCUUUGGAGGGAGUUGAAAGUCCGUGUUGCCCAGCGACAGCCCCAAAACAUCACUGCUCUAGAGGAGAUCUGCAUGGAGGAAUGGGCCAAAAUACCAGCAACAGUGUGUGAAAACCUUGUGAAGACUUACAGAAAACGUUUGACCUGUGUCAUUGCCAACAAAGGGUAUAUAACAAAGUAUUGAGAAACUUUUGUUAUUGACCAAAUACUUAUUUUCCACCAUAAUUUGCAAAUAAAUUCAUUGAUUUUCUGGAUUUUUUUCCCUCAUUUUGUCUGUCAUGGUUGACGUGUACCUAUGAUGAAAAUUACAGGCCUCUCUCAUAUUUUUAAGUGGGAGAACUUGCACAAUUGGUGGCUGACUAAAUACAUUUUUUCCCCACUGUAACUUCCACAAGGCUGUGAACUAUCUAAGAGACAAGGCAAGAAGGGCCUUCUAGGACAUCAAAAGGAACAUAAACUCGACAUCACAAUUAGGAUCUGGCUAAAAAUACUUUAAUCAGUUAUAGAACCCAUUGCCCUCCAUGGUUGUGAUGUCCCGGGUCCACUCACUAACCAAGAAUUCACAAAAUGGGACAAACACCCAAUUGAGACUCUGCAUGUAGAAUUCUGCAAAAAUAUACUUUUUGUACAACGCAAAACAAUGCAUGCAGAGCAUAAUUAGUUAUCAAUAUCCAGAAAAUAGCUUUUUAAUUCUACAGCCACCUAAAAGGAAGCGAUGCCCACACCUUCCACCACAAAGCCCUCACCUACAGAGAGAUUAACCUAGAGAAGAGUCCCCUCAGCCAGCUGGUUCUGGCCAUCACCUACAGAGAGAUUAACCUAGAGAAGAGUCCCCUCAGCCAGCUGGUUCUGGGGCUCUGUUCACAAAAACAAACAGACCCAACAGAGCCCCAGGACAGCAACACAAUUAGACCCAACCAAAUUGUGAGAAAGCAAAAAGAUAAGUAUUUGGCACACUGGAAAGAAUCAACCAAAAAUCUGAGCAACUUGGAAUGCUAUCUGGCCGUAAACAGAGAGUACACAGUGGUAGAAUACCUGACCACUGUGACUAACCCAAAACAUUUAAAAUCCUUGACUAUGUACAGACUCAGUGAGCAUAGCCUUGCUAUUGAGUGAGGUUGCCAUAGGCAGACCUGGCUCUCAAGAGAAGACAGGAUAUGUGCCCACUGUCCACAAAAUGAGGUGGAAACUGAGCUGCACUUCCUAACCUCCUGCCAAAUGUAUGACCAUUUUAGAGACACAUAUUUCCCGCAGAUUACACAGACCCACAAAGAAUUUGAAAACAAAUCCAAUACUGAUAAACUCACAUAUCUUUUAGGCGAAAUACCACUAUGUGCAAUCGCAACAGCAAGAUGUGUGGUCCGUUGCCAUGAGAAAAGGGCAACCAGUGGAGCACAAACAACAUUGUAAAUACCACCAAUACUUAUCUGUUUAUGCAUCUUCCCCCACUAUUCAUACUACAACUAUUUGCACAUUGCUAAAACUGUACACAGCUGAUAAUAUAACACUUGAAAUGUCUUUAUCUUUUUGAAACCUUUGUGAGUGUAAUGUUUACUUUCUAAUAGUUUUCUGUCGAUGUUGUGUAUGUUGGUUGAUUGUUUAUUUCACUUGCUUUGGCAAUGUAAACAUGUGUUUCCCAUGCCAAUAAAACCCCUUUGAAUUGAGAGAGAGAGAGAGAGAGAGAGGCAGGAACGUUUCAACAUACCAUUACGUCAAUCAGAUGGAACAUACCAUUACAUCAAUCAGACGGAACAUACCAUUACACAGAGACAUGGAGGGAAGAUUUAUUAUGGGCCGGUCGUUUUCAGAGACAACAGAAACUGUUUCUCUCAACCUUUUUUUGUUCCAGGGACAUGCUGGGAGGGCUGCUUAUAUUAAAACUAACAGCUGAGAACUGACUAAAUAGGUGUCAGACAACUAUCUGUGGGACUGGCGCCAUUGCUCCGGCCGGAGGUUGAGAAAUACUGGUCUAGAAUGCAUUUAAUUAAUUUGAACAGAACAGCAAUAUUACAACAUGGACACGCGCGUCAACACACACACAAACACAAACACACACACACAAACACACACAAACACAUACAAACACAUACAAACAAACAAACACAUACACACACACACACAAACAAACACACACACACAAACACACACACACACACAAACAAACACACACACACACACACACACACACACAGGUGGUUCAUAGACAUUCCACUUCUUCUUUCCUUUAUUUAACUUUUUUAUUUUUCUCUCCAGAAUGUAAAGACGUAAACAAAGUGGCAUAUUGCCCACUGGUGCUGAAGUUCAAGUUCUGCGGCCGCGCGUACUUCAGACAGAUGUGCUGCAAGACGUGCCAAGGACGCUGACCCACAGAGAGAGAGAGCGAGAACUAAAGAGAGGAACAGAGGGAACUGGAGGAGAAAGAGAAACACAGGCAGAGGACAGAGUGAAAAACACCUCAAGACCAUUGGAAGAGAAGGAGGAAAAAGGACUAGAGGACACUGUGGACGAGAGACGAAAAUAA
Messenger RNA from Coregonus sp. 'balchen', 11911 nucleotides. The record is from the annotation of a GenBank genome assembly. NCBI's taxonomy places the organism in Eukaryota, Metazoa, Chordata, Actinopteri, Salmoniformes, Salmonidae.